Hipposideros armiger (great roundleaf bat) is the source of this 4514-nucleotide messenger RNA. RefSeq names its product synaptotagmin 11 (gene SYT11). The record is from RefSeq and is a predicted model, not a curated record. Gene Ontology annotation, biological process: calcium ion-regulated exocytosis of neurotransmitter; vesicle fusion. NCBI's taxonomy places the organism in Eukaryota, Metazoa, Chordata, Mammalia, Chiroptera, Hipposideridae. The transcript has 4 exons. Gene Ontology annotation, molecular function: SNARE binding; calcium-dependent phospholipid binding; clathrin binding. Gene Ontology annotation, cellular component: axon; plasma membrane; synapse. Bases 271 to 1575 code for a protein of 434 amino acids.
GCCGAGGGCUGUUCGGAAGAAGGCGGGGCCUACCUCGCAUCAGGACCAGUCUGCCUGCACCUGCAUCCUUAGCUCAGAGCAUCCCUGGAGCAUCUUAAGAGGAGACCGCAGCUGGCAACCAGGGACCAGACCGUCGCAGGAGGCGUCCGCCUGAUACUUUCCCCCUCCCCUGACCUAGCGGUCUACAGCGGCGGAUUCCGUACUGACUGGGGGUUCCCAGAAUUUGAGCAUUGCGAAAGCAUUUUUAUAGCGAUAGACUCUGAUUACGACAUGGCUGAGAUCACCAAUAUCCGACCUAGCUUUGAUGUGUCACCAGUGGUGGCUGGCCUCAUCGGGGCCUCUGUGCUGGUGGUGUGUGUCUCGGUGACCGUCUUCGUCUGGACAUGCUGCCACCAGCAGGCAGAGAAGAAGCACAAGACCCCCCCAUACAAGUUUAUUCACAUGCUCAAGGGUAUCAGCAUCUACCCAGAGACCCUCAGCAACAAGAAGAAAAUCAUCAAAGUGCGGAGAGACAAAGAUGGCCCCGGGAGAGGAGGCGGACGAGGGACCCUGUUGGUGGACGCUGCUGAGGCCGGCCUGCUGGGCCGGGACAAGGGUCCCCGAGGGCCCAGCUCUGGGUCUUGUAUGGACCAGCUCCCCAUCAAAGUGGACUAUGGGGAAGACCUGAGGAGCCCCAUGGCCAGCCUGACCCCUGGGGAGAGCAAAACUACUUCUCCAUCAUCUCCCGAGGAGGACGUCAUGCUAGGAUCCCUCACCUUCUCAGUGGACUAUAACUUCCCCAAAAAAGCCCUGGUGGUGACAAUCCAGGAGGCCCACGGGCUGCCGGUGAUGGAUGACCAGACCCAGGGCUCUGACCCCUACAUCAAAAUGACCAUCCUUCCCGACAAGCGGCAUCGGGUGAAGACCAGAGUGCUGCGAAAGACCCUGGACCCUGUUUUCGACGAGACCUUCACCUUCUACGGCAUCCCGUACAGCCAGCUGCAGGACCUGCUGCUGCACUUCCUCGUCCUCAGCUUCGACCGCUUCUCUCGGGACGACGUCAUUGGGGAGGUCAUGGUGCCCCUGGCCGGGGUGGACCCCAGCACGGGCAAGGUCCAGCUGACCAGGGACAUCAUCAAAAGGAACAUCCAGAAGUGCAUUAGCAGAGGGGAGCUCCAGGUGUCUCUGUCAUAUCAGCCCGUGGCCCAGAGAAUGACAGUGGUGGUCCUCAAAGCCAGACACUUGCCGAAGAUGGAUAUCACCGGCCUCUCAGGUAGGGCCCCAGAUCCUUACGUCAAGGUGAACGUCUACUACGGCAGAAAGCGCAUCGCCAAGAAGAAAACCCAUGUCAAGAAGUGCACUUUGAACCCCGUCUUCAACGAGUCUUUCAUCUACGACAUCCCCACUGACCUCCUGCCCGACAUCAGCAUUGAGUUCCUUGUCAUCGACUUUGAUCGCACCACCAAGAACGAGGUGGUGGGAAGGCUGAUCCUGGGGGCGCACAGCGUCACCGCCAGUGGUGCCGAACACUGGAGAGAGGUCUGCGAGAGCCCCCGAAAGCCCGUGGCCAAGUGGCACAGCCUGAGCGAGUACUGAUCCUGUGCCCUUCACCGCUCCCCCGCCCCCGGGGCCAGGCUGGGCAGGCACGUGGGGGGAGGGGGAGGAGGUGACAGACAGAAGUGGACUCAAGACCUCAUUUUAGUUGUAGAAGAAAAUUUCGUACAAAACAAACCCCACAAAGAACACCCCACAUGACCACAGCUGCAGAUCAGUUCUUAGCGAUGAUGAUUUUUCUCCUUUGCAAGGCUCUAGAAAUUCUUGUUUGUUUGUUUUUUUAAUGGGGGGAAAAAAAGAGAGGGAAAGACCUCUACAAGUCUAUAUAUAACAAUGUAACCUUAUCCUUGCAUGUCUAAUACAAACUGAAGAAAUUAGCCUAACUGCCAAUAUCAAGUUACAGAUUUUAAUCCAUGAAAAUUGUGUUUUGUGCCGAAUUGUAUUUGCUGAUGACCUGAAAUUGGCCUCUUUUUAUUGGGCUUCUCUGGAGUUAUUCUCACUCCCCACCUCUGCAAAAGUCUUUUGCUCUUUUAAGACCUCACAUGUCCAUCAUCACCACCUUUUCUCCCUAUUACCUCUUACUUCUCUGCUCUUUGACUGAGCUCAAGGUCCAGAGGUCUGUUAGUCAGCCAAGAAACAAAGGUGGAAGGGAUUAGGCAAGGUGUGCAGGAGAAAGGGUAUUUAAUAAAUGGGGUGUUUUUGCCGUCGGUGCUCCUGCUGUAAAGGGGUAGAUGGCUGCCUGCGGUUAAGUUGUGAUGAAGCACACGGACCCACCCGACUUAGGAGGUAGAGCUGGGUUCUUAAGAUGAGAUGACAUCUCCAAAAAGAGCUUUGGAGACUCCCGAUUCAGCGGUAGGACGUUACCAACGAAGACAUCCCGCUGAUCCCAAAUGCUCUUUGCAGGUAUGAGGACAAGGAGAGAAGUGAGAUGACUCUGACACCUCCUUCCCCCCACCUUGCAGCUCUGUAUGGGUUAGAAAUCAUCAGAGGUUUGAAGGAUUAACUUGGCCUUUGUUUUUCCAGAAAUGCUGACCCUUGAGAAACUUUAGCGUCUUCUCAGAUAGCUUUGAUGUGGUUAGUUUUGCUUCAGAAGGCAAAGGGCCUUCAAAGAUCCUUAAAAUUUUCAGUAGUGGCUCUUAAAAAUAACAGUGUGACAAAACAAGUCAUUAACGGCGACUUGGGACGUCCUUUCCCUCAAAACAAAGUGCUUGGUUCUCAGAACUUCUGAGUCUCAUGACAAGGUGAAGGGAUGGGGGAAUCACAGGGUUCUACCCUCCUGGAGACACCCCAUAUCCCGCGGGGAUGAGAAGUCAGUUUCCCUACCUCUCGUCCAGCCACGUAGCUAAUGCUGAGACUUUUCAGGCGGCAGAGACUUAAGUCACUGACAAUAAGAAACCUUGGGUGGGCAGGAGAUAUUUUUGCCAGCCUGAAGAGGAACUCAGAUCAGCAGCAGCUUGAAGCAAGGCCUGAGAGAUUAGCUGAGGUGAAAGGUCCACUUCCGUGCCCAAACCCCGCUUUCUAACUUGCUUCCGAGAAGAGGGUUGAAAAGCUGGGUCUCCCUGGCAGUAGUGGGUGUUGCCUUGAUGUGCCCUUAGCUUUUGUGGACUUGAAACGAAUCUGCUCCCCUCCACCCCCAAAUCUUUUCGUUGUGUUUUUAAACCUGGGUUCUUGACAGUGCAGAGCAGUGCUGAGCCGGCACAGAGCCCCCGCUCUGUCCUUGUCCCAGUCAGCCCCCUUCUCCCGCAAUCUGACUCCCUCGCUCACCAUCCGUUAGGUUCCCACCACCACUCUCCUGUACUCUGCGGAAUGUAAAUACUGUAUCAUACGUAGAAGAAAUUAAUUUUCCUUUUCUAAAAAUGCAUUUUGAGAGGGUUUACUGUAAAUCUGACAGGAGCGCUCUGAAGCCCCAUUAGGAAAGAAUUUAAACAGUUCCUCUUCAUCGCCUUAAUGUCUAAAGAUCAGAAAUCGCUGAGCAACUGCUUUCGCUGCCUUCCCAGAAACAGUGCUAAAGCAACAGGUGGAGACAGCCCAGUGGUGUUUGCCCCACUGUGUGUGCCUCUGAGCUCCUCCUGACAGAAGUCUGGGAACAGCCGCAGCCCGCUCCUGUCCCCUACCUCCUGGUAGCUUUAUUCCCGGCAUUCUUUGGGUCUACUGAGCACUGGGUGGUGAGGUGACAGGGGAAGAACCCGUAGUUCUGGAGCCUGGGAGCUGCCUUGGUGUCUUUCCCAGAAAAAGACCAAGGGGCAGACAGUACAGGGUCCCUCCCUCCUACCUCAGGCCUGACCCAUCAUGCCCUUGACCUUGCUGUCCCAAAGUUUCUUAGCUGACCUUGGCUGUCACAUUCGUCCCUCCCAGAGCUAGCUGAUAAUGGUGGAGGAGGAAUGCCCCCUCCUAAGAGUCAGUAGAAAGACGAGAGACUCACCUCCUAGCUUUUGCACAAAGCACUCAUGGUCAGAAAUGGGUUAGGGAAUGGUCACUUCUGAUUUCCCAAGAGUCAGUCCUUCUCUGCUAUCUUGAUUCCUUUGGGAAGACAAGAGUUUUUCUUAAUAACCGAAGUCCCUUUAUGAGUUAUUCCUGCUUUCGGUUCUUCUCCGUGGAGCACAGCCAAGACACACACAUUCAUGUGCUCUAGGUGUGGAAACAGAACUGGUUUGGGGGAUGGGCGCCUGCUCAGGAGAGGGGACAGUGCAGGUCCUUCUUGGAAGGCUUUUCUUAUGGCCACGAUAGUGACACAUCCCUCACCCUGCUCCUCCAGCGUGGUCGUUCUUUCUUUACCUUGUGUCUUCUCUUGUGAAAAGGAAACUCAAGAAUAAAAUAAACAUGUCAAAUUAAAGACGAAAAACCUGAAAAAGCUAACAUGAAUUGUGUGAACUCGCAUAACGCUGUAACGCUAACCUACGAUAUGUAAUGCUAUCCUGUAUGUUGAAUUUGUAAACGCACCACACAAGUGCAAAAUAAAAACCGACUGACAUUAAAUAGAG